AUGCCGUACGAGUUGCGUCCACGCUUUUUACAAGAUCGUGGGUCUCCUCAAAUAGAGGUAGAGCCACAAAUGGAGGAUGUAUGGUACACCAAAACUUUUUCCCUUAUUCCAAAUUUUGAAUCUUUCUAUCGUGAAGCUGUUUUUGCCUAUUUUGCACCUUUUGUACUCGAAAAAUGGCAGCUUGGCAGAUUACUGGCAAUGUAUCUACCAGCCCUUGAACUUUUUGG
Molecule: messenger RNA, 227 nt
Organism: Dentiscutata erythropus
Lineage: Eukaryota; Fungi; Glomeromycota; Glomeromycetes; Diversisporales; Gigasporaceae
Source: the annotation of a GenBank genome assembly